Molecule: messenger RNA, 1236 nt
Organism: Didymodactylos carnosus
Lineage: Eukaryota; Metazoa; Rotifera; Eurotatoria; Philodinida; Philodinidae
Source: the annotation of a GenBank genome assembly
AUGAGUGAUUUCGGAAAUCAUGUGGUUGCAUUGGACUAUAGAGACUAUGGUGAUUCAACCGGUACAGCAUGUAUUGCCGGUGUUGUUGAAGAUUUGAUGUCAUCUAAAGAAGAAAUAGCAGUCGAAAAUCAAUCAGGAUCUAAUGAAAAAACAGCGAAGUUGAUAUCCACAUCGUCAACUCAACAAUCUUCCAAAACCAGUAAAAUUGCUAUAUCGACAUUUGUUGUAGCUGGUGGUACUACUUUUAUAAUUCUACUUUUAUUUCCAUUGUUAUUACUCGGAUACCCUCGAGUAACGCAUACAAUCGUUUUUGCAAAUUUUCUUACAACAUCCAGUAAUUUUCAACAACCAGAAACCCUGGGACUUGAGCGUGUUCAUAAUUUCUAUUUAGAUGUUGAACCCGGUGUAAAAUUAGGAGUAUGGCAUUUUCGUUCUCCAUUAGUUCAAGAUAAAAGUUUUGUCGAUGAUAAAGAUUAUUUCUCCAAACAUUUUUCAUCUCAAACGGAUAAAAAUGGACAAUUAAUACCGGUUAUACUUUAUAUGCAUGGAAAUGCUCUCGAUAGAGCUCAAAUUAAUCGCCGUGAACUUUGCGAUAAAUUGCGAAAUGAGCUCAAAUAUCAUGUAUUUGCAUUUGAUUAUCGAGGCUUUGGUGAUUCGACUGGUCAUCCAUCUGAACGUGGUCUAUUGAAAGAUUCUCGUAUGAUUUAUGAUUUUUUAAAUAAAUUUGAUAACGGUCGUCGACCAAUUUAUUUGUAUGGACACUCGUUAGGAGCGGCUGUAGCCGCUCAAUUAGCGGCACGUUUAUCAGAUGAUAAAAGUACAUCAUUAACUAGUGUUGUUAUGGAAGCACCAUUUAUCAAUAUUCAAGAAGCAUUACAAACUCAUUGGAUAUCAUUGCUCUUUAGUUGGCAACCAUGGUUUUCUUAUACGACAAAUCGUGCAUUAAUACGAAGUGGAUUAAAAUUUGAUACAAAAUUUCAUUUAACUAGUAUUAAUUGUCCAGUAAUUGUUUUACAUGCUGAUGAUGAUUGGACUGUACCAUAUAAACAUAGUGCACAGUUAGUACAAACUGGUAUAACUAUACGUCACGACAAUCGUAAAAAUAAAAAAUUAUUUCAAUUUAAAAUUGACUUAAUAUCAUUUCAUAAGCAAGGAUAUGGACAUCGACUCAUUUAUAGAGCACCCAAUUUUAUACAAGCAUUAAAACGUGUUACAUAUCAUGAAAUUCUUUUAUAA